AGGUUGGGGUUUUACAGCCUUCUGCUUCUCAUACUUAUAAAUACGGCAGCAGCAGCAUGUUCAGUUCACACACAGACACAGUCUGCUAUCAGGUCACUUUUCAAUUGUGGAACUUCUGGAUCAAGUCUGGCAAUCAAGAUGUGUAUAUUGCUCGUCCUAGUCCUGUCUGCUGUACUUGGCUGCACCGGCGCCGUCCCCCACCACGUAAACAUCGAGACCCUCAUGGAUAACGUUGUGGUACUGAGGAUGCCGCAUGCUCAGGGAACCAUGGUGAACGUCCCUCUGACCUGUGGAGAAGCUUAUGAAAAUGAGGCCGUCUUCUGGAAGAAAAACGGUGUCGAGAUGGAGCCACCUCUGCAGGGGAACAAGGUCACCGUCGUCGUGGAAGAAAUGAGAGGUGGAAACUACACCUGUCACCUCAGCCCUGGCGGAGAAUACCUCAACCACACUGAGAUCCUGAUCCAGUUAGACGGAGCCAGCGACCCUGUCAUUCUGCAAAAUCUCUCCAGUGAAGAAGGUUUUGUCCACUGCUCGGCACAAAACUACAAAGGCUCCUUUCACUGCGCCUGGACGAGGACAGAGUCCAGGUCCAACGCCGCCGUUCUCCUGGUCGCGGCCGAACGUUACAUGCAGAACAUCCCCUGUGAGCUGGACGCCGAUGGAUCGGGGGUUCACUGCCAGGACACCCACUGCCCGUUCGACGAGGAGAAACACAGGAUCGCCUUCACCGUCUACAUGCGCAGCGCCGCUCGUCUGGAGGCGUACAAGAAGUCUUUCUAUCUGAGAGAGAUCGUGAGGCCGGCGACCAUCCCUAACCUGAGCAUCCACGAUGGGAACGAGUUCAGGUGGGACUACCCUGCUUCCUGGGAGAAGCCCUGCACCUACUUUGGCCUCCAGUUCGAGGUCAAGGUCGUCCAAAACGCACAAUCCUGCACCAGCGAAGCCGCUAUCGUGAGCAACAUUACCACCGACACGGCGUACAAGACCAACGUGAGGGCGAAGAGAUUCGUGUUCUGUGUGCGAGCUCAGGACAAGAACACCCUCGGGCCAUGGAGCCAGUGGAGUCAGUGUGUAGUGAACAAAAACCAUGUGAGCUGUUAGCUUACGCCGACGGGCUGCAGUCACCACAGUUGGAAGAAAAGAGGAAUGGACAAAACCAUUUUUCUGGAUCCCAUGUUUUAGCUUUCAUAUUUUUUUAACAUGUACAGUAUUUAUUUGACGUCUAGUCUAUAGACUGUAUUUUUUAUACUGCAGUUGAAAUAUUUGCAGAAUGAUUUGCACACAUUUCCUAAUAAAUUGAUG
This is a messenger RNA of Mugil cephalus (flathead mullet), 1302 nucleotides long. RefSeq names its product interleukin 12B, b (gene il12bb). Bases 139 to 1101 code for a protein of 320 amino acids. The transcript is spliced from 9 exons. Gene Ontology annotation, molecular function: protein binding. Lineage: Eukaryota; Metazoa; Chordata; Actinopteri; Mugiliformes; Mugilidae. The record is from RefSeq and is a predicted model, not a curated record.